Molecule: messenger RNA, 1284 nt
Organism: Rhineura floridana
Lineage: Eukaryota; Metazoa; Chordata; Lepidosauria; Squamata; Rhineuridae
Exons: 2
Coding region: 72-1187 (371 amino acids)
Source: RefSeq, a predicted model, not a curated record
AACAGUGAAUCCCUUUGACUUGUCGUGUACAGACUGCCCUCCAAGCCCCACUGAAACCAAAGAGGAAUCAAAUGAAAAUGUCAAAGCAACAGAAACGAAGGUUCCCCAUAUUUUUUUCUGGACUACUUUUGAUACGGUAUUGCGAGCCGUCCCACACACAGCGGUCCUGUAACCAUUUAGGAAGCGAGAUAAGGCGCCUGCAAGCGACCAGAGGGAGAAACAAAGAGGGGGCGCCAGGAAAGGCCUGGUCUUCGCCUGGUCUUUUUACUGCGGGCCCCCCACCCCUCCACCCCUCCACCCCUCCACCCCCACCGGAGCGGGAGAGCCCUGCCGGCUUUAACCACCGGGGGAGCCACGGCCCGACUCUCUCCACGGAUCAAGCGGCAUUGCGCGCCCGUAAAGGAAGCCAGCCGACACACGCAAGGGGGAAUCGACUCCGCUGCUCUCCCCAGCCGGCAGCCGGCAGCCGGCCCGCUAUUACACAGCAAAGGCGUGGAAGAUCCGGGAAGCGGCUAGCUCCGUUCAGUUUCGAGGGAGCUCUCUCGCACGCAGGGAAGAUCCACGGAAAGAACGCGCGUGAGAAAAGGAAAGCGGUCACUGCGCGCUCACCUUGCCCCUGCCGGACUCCAUGGCGCUGCGCCCCGCGCGCUCCGUCUCUCCAAAAGUCGAGCCGGCUAACCUCGCGCUCCGCCGGCCUCGCUGCUACUACUGCUGCCGCUUGUGGCUCCUACAGGACCGCUACGCCCAGGACUAGCUGGCUGGCUGUGCUCUCGGUGCUCGCCAAGGACGCUGAGAAUAACGCCGCGCUCCCUUGGGACUCUCCAAGUAGCGCGAUCGCAGCACUCCAGUUCUCCCCCGCGGGCCCGGCGCGUGGAAGCCGCUUAAGAGACGGAGUGUGUGUCAUGCAGGGCGGGCGCGGAUUGGCUGGGCUGGCCGGGAGGUGUGUCGGGGGUGUGCGGCAAGCCGGAGGAAAAAGAGGCCCCUCCCUCCUCUUGCGUGAGAAAAGGCAUGCCGGACAUGGCGAGCGAGUCGCAGAGGAAGGGAGGCGGGAGUCCGCCCACGCAGCCCCCACAGGGCUGCUCUCCGGAAGGAGAGGCUCCAUCAGAGAAAGCUCUCAUCCACAAACAGCUCCACAUGCCCACACGCUUUGUAACAUGCUCGCUCCCUUGCGGCUGGCCUGCUUUUAAGUUGCGUUUUUGUUUCCAGACUGUGCGCCGCUUCGAGCUUUUUGGAAUAUUAAGCGGUAUUAAGCAGUGUAUAAAUGCUUUUCAAUAAAUAAAUAAA